Molecule: messenger RNA, 1409 nt
Organism: Cyprinodon variegatus (sheepshead minnow)
Lineage: Eukaryota; Metazoa; Chordata; Actinopteri; Cyprinodontiformes; Cyprinodontidae
Gene: ndufs3
Product: NADH:ubiquinone oxidoreductase core subunit S3
Exons: 7
Coding region: 49-837 (262 amino acids)
Molecular function (GO): NADH dehydrogenase (ubiquinone) activity
Source: RefSeq, a predicted model, not a curated record
GGGGCGACAUAGGUUCGGUUUACGUAACUUUAGGAGCGCGGUGUAAACAUGGCGGCGUCGUUGGUGAGGUUUGUCCGUGGAGGUCUUGGGCGAAGUUUUAAUAUUGCCCGGGCUUCGUGUCUCCUGCAGCAGCAACAGAUCAGAGCGCAGAGCUCCACCACUGAGACUCGCCCCACAGUCAGACCCAAGGAUGCUGUCACCCACAACCAGCUGGCAGCAUUUGGAGAGUAUGUGGCGGAAAUCAUGCCAAAAUACAUCCAGCAGGUGCAGGUGACAUGUUAUAAUGAGCUGGAGGUGAUGAUUCAUCCUGACGGUGUGAUCCCAGUGCUGACCUUUCUGAGAGACCACACCAACGCUCAGUUCAGGAACAUGAUCGACCUUACCGCUGUGGACAUCCCCUCACGGCAGAACCGCUUUGAGAUUGUGUACAACUUGCUGUCAUUGCGUUACAACUCCCGUAUUCGUGUCAAGACGUACACAGAUGAGUUGACGCCAGUGGACUCUGCAGUGUCCGUCCACAAGGCCGCUAACUGGUACGAGAGGGAGGUGUGGGACAUGUUUGGGGUGUUCUUUGCCAACCACCCUGACCUCAGGCGCAUCCUGACAGACUACGGCUUUGAGGGUCACCCCUUCAGAAAGGACUUCCCUCUAUCAGGAUACGUAGAGGUGCGUUAUGAUGAUGAGCUGAAGCGGGUGGUGGCUGAGCCCGUUGAGCUGGCACAGGAGUUCAGGAAGUUCGACCUGAACACACCCUGGGAGGUGUUCCCAGCGUACCGAGAUCCUAAGGAGGCUGCGCCAAAACUGGAGGCAGGAGACUCAGCCCCAGAGAAUAAGUGACGUCACUCAGUUCAAACCUAGUACACUUUCACCUACAUGUUGUUUGCGUCCUGCCAGACAGCCCAAUCUGAAAUAUUUAUGUAAAUAAAAGCUAAUAAUAAAACCAACGCUGGACCUUUCUUAUUGUGCUUUGAGUUUUUAUUUUAGAACAGCUUUCUGUUGCAACUUUACUGUUUUGUUUUGGUUAAGGAGAAAGCGGAGUAGAAAGAGCCAAAGGUUUAAUAGUGACUAAGAUGAGAGAUUCUUCUUCUUCAAAUUCAUGUACCAACCUUCUUUAAACAAAUUACGGUAACCAUGUUUUCAAUAGCUUAUUUUUUCCUGCACUGUUUGGUUUGUUUACAGUGACUGUUGGUCAGACAUGUACAUGCUUUCAUUUUGACCGUGUUCGUCCUGAUAAUUUAAGUGUUAAUGAUUUUUGAAUUUACAGUGGAUUUUUUUUCUUAUCACCAAUGUGGUAAAAAUUAUACACUCAGAUCAAAUAACUCCUAUACACACCCUCCUCAGGAGGUUUGAUAUCAACCUCAAUUUAUUUUAGCUGUGAAAAAGGUCCUAACAUGAACCUGGAGGAACAU